AUGACGAUCACACACGGCCAUAGACUGCUCGAGCAAGACCUCGGUACCGCUCCGAAAGCCUUUUUCGGUCAGUAUCAAGACGUGUGCCAGAGGCGUUGGUUUUGCUGUUUGGCGUGACCGUCGACAGUGGUGAGUCAGGAUUCACCCUAUGGUGAUAACCACACGAGCGUCUUUCGUCCAUUUCUUUUUAUUUGAUUUUUCUUCAACGCCCCAACCCCAGCCUUACGUGGGACCCCGCGGACCGGCAUGCCUUGCCGUCACUGCCACUGCAUCAUGUCGGUAUACUAG
Messenger RNA from Microbotryum saponariae, 288 nucleotides. The record is from the annotation of a GenBank genome assembly. Lineage: Eukaryota; Fungi; Basidiomycota; Microbotryomycetes; Microbotryales; Microbotryaceae.